Molecule: messenger RNA, 1605 nt
Organism: Dicrocoelium dendriticum
Lineage: Eukaryota; Metazoa; Platyhelminthes; Trematoda; Plagiorchiida; Dicrocoeliidae
Source: the annotation of a GenBank genome assembly
AUGGAUCACCCUUUGCCCAGUAACGGGACCGCUGUCGCCUUACUCAAUUGGCUCCUUGUCUGUGAAACUACGCCAUCCUCGAACACCUGUACUUCCAGCACAUACAUUGUCGCUGAGACGGUUGUUCCACUUGAAUUGCCCGAACUCUCAGCACCAUUAUGUCGCCUUAACGUCCCCAACAUCGACACAGACACUCGCGUUAUUCGUCUUCGUUUGGACCAGUUGGGUAGCAUUCACCAACUCCCAUCACAAUGCCCGAAUUUGACCUUUUGUUAUGAUGUGAGGGGAUUUCACCCCGAAAACCACAGCUCCUCCAUCAAACUACGUCUCACUGGACCAGUCGCUCUAUGUUGGUAUUAUGCGUUUCGCUUAGACUCCGUCUAUCGUCUGACCACAGCCGAACUCGGCCUUGAUUUGCAUCAGCUGUUUCUAGCCGAACGGGAGGAGAGCGGCACAGAUUCUUUACACUGUGAUCAUUUACUCAGCAUGAAUCAUGUCACCACUUUGCUUCGUUUGGCCCCAUGUCUGCCAAACGCUGACCAAUUCGAGUCGAUCAAUUUUAAAGCCCUUCUUUUUCACAAAUCCUACUCUUCCGAUGGUCUGUCCCUAUGGUUGACAUCACAUGACCUCACCUCAUUAACGUCGGAUCGCGAUGCGGCAAACUUGACGGAAAUUGUUCGACUCUGCCUGCCUGCAACCAAUUCUUCAGCGUACAGUAGUCCCCUUUGUAUCGGCCCCGGUGCCAUUGUUCGAGCAUACAAUGUUCACCUCCUACGAAGAGGUGGCUUUUCCAGCGGUCGUAUCACACUGGCUGCUUCGGCCCUCUCGCGAUUGGACUUCUCUCCGCCCUCCCAUACAGCUUAUUCUCCUACCAUCGGACCGCUUCAUGCCGAAUGCAGGAAAUGUACGUCUCUGAAGAACCGAUUGGGACACCGUGCGUUGGAUCCACCAACUUUGCUAGCCAUGGUGUCCGAGCAUUCUGUCGAUGCAUUCGGCAAGGGUAUUCGUAUCCGUGGUCACAUUACAAAAUGUUUGGAAUUCUUCGUGUGCAGAGUUAACCGAGAUUCCGUUCACAGGCCAUGCGCUACGGCUCCUUCUGAACUUGUUUUUUCAAUUCGCUUUAUCGUCACCGAUGGCAGUGGUGGUGCCUUGGUUCAGUUGGGCCCGAAAAUACCCCCUCUUCGUUGCAAUCCCGCCGAUCUCUACUCGGACUCCGCCGGGCAGUCCAACGAACAUGCACGAUUGUUGUUUGGAUUGAAUCCGACCUCUUGGGACCGCCUUCUCACACAAAUUGCAGGGUUUGUCACAUAUCCUGAUUACCAAUUUGCUGUGCGCUUCGAGGAGACUGGGACCUCGGAUAGUCCGACUUUGGCGUCUGCUCUCCGAGUGUUUCUAACCUCUCCUGCAUUUCUUCGCCCACAUCUAUUACAUCUGCGUAGAUUACCAGCACCCGGUAAAUCUGUCCCUCGUUGGCGUUUAAGGGACCUGCGUCUUACUAGCUCGGAUGACACGUCCGCCCAGUCGAGCCGAACAGAGACGCUGAGCAUCGUUCUUCCCCCACUUCAACUGUGCGCACUUUUGGCUGUUGAGCCUUUUGAUGCAUGA